Coccinella septempunctata (seven-spotted ladybird) is the source of this 605-nucleotide messenger RNA. RefSeq lists its product as uncharacterized. Gene Ontology annotation, molecular function: odorant binding. Lineage: Eukaryota; Metazoa; Arthropoda; Insecta; Coleoptera; Coccinellidae. The record is from RefSeq and is a predicted model, not a curated record. Bases 157 to 537 code for a protein of 126 amino acids. The transcript is spliced from 3 exons.
CAUCACUGCUAGAGAUUCUGGAUCACCCCAAGGCACCACCUGAUGCCCAUGAGUUAGGCCUAUUCGAAACUGACCAACUGCCACCACUUUUUGUUCUGGGUAAUUCAAAUUCUGGAAAACAUCAUAAGGUGAACCCAUACAUUGUAUCUAUCGAAUAUGUUUCCUGUCAAAGUACUUUUCGUUUUUGCCUCCAUUGUUGUGCAGCUAUGGGCUGAUGAUGAUGUGAGGGCAAAGGACCUUGCCAUUUUCAGAGAGUGCGCAGAAGCUAAUGGGUUGAAAAUGGGGGACCACAAAAGAGGAGAAAAACCAUCAGCUGAGAUGCUGUGUACCAUUAAAUGCACCAUGGAGAAAAAGAAUUUGUUGUCCGGUGGUAAAAUCCAGAUUGAAGAGACUAAAAAAGAUCUCAUCAGCCAUAAUCAUGACAAGGAUAAAAUCGAUAAGAUAAUAGAUUGCAUGAAAGGAAUUGAAGUUUCAGAAUGUUCAGAUGUUGAGAAACUGAUGGAUUGUACCGAUAUGGAUGAAAAAAUGCGCUAUUGAUUCGAUGUCGAUCGAAUAAACUGUCAAUAUACUUCUGGUUUAUCGUCAAUAAAGGAUAUUCGAAGAAA